Molecule: messenger RNA, 1083 nt
Organism: Procambarus clarkii (red swamp crayfish)
Lineage: Eukaryota; Metazoa; Arthropoda; Malacostraca; Decapoda; Cambaridae
Source: RefSeq, a predicted model, not a curated record
AUGAAAGCUGGCAGGAAAGCUGGAGAGAAAGCUGUCGGGAAAGCUGGAGAGAAAGCUGGUGGGAAAGCUGGUGGGAAAGCUGGAGAGAAAGCUGACGGGAAAGCUGGAGAGAAAGCUGGCAGGAAAGCUGGUGGGAAAGCUGGAAAGAAAGCUGGUGGGAAAGCUGGAGAGAAAGCUGGCGGGAAAGCUGGAGAGAAAGCUGGUGGGAAAGCUGGCGGGAAAGCUGGAGAGAAAGCUGGUGGGAAAGCUGGAGAGAAAGCUGGCGGUAAAGCUGGAGAGAAAGCUGGCGGGAAAGCUGGAGAGAAAGCUGGCGGGAAAGCUGGAGAGAAAGCUGGCGGGAAAGCUGGAGAGAAAGCUGGCGGGAAAGCUGGAGAGAAAGCUGGCAGGAAAGCUGGAGAGAAAGCUGGCGGGAAAGCUGGAGAGAAAGCUGGCGGGAAAGCUGGAGAGAAAGCUGGCGGGAAAGCUGGAGAGAAAGCUGGCGGGAAAGCUGGAGAGAAAGCUGGCGGGAAAGCUGGAGAGAAAGCUGGCGGGAAAGCUGGAGAGAAAGCUGGAGAGAAAGCUGGUGGGAAAGCUGGCGGGAAAGCUGACGUUGUUGCGUGGGAAGACACAUCAUUCAUGCCUCCCCAGGACGAGUCUUCGUCCCCCCGCCCCCAGGACGAGUCUUCGUCCCCCCGCCCCCAGGACGAGACUUCGUCCCCCGCCCCCAGGACGAGGCUUCGUCCCCCCGCCCCCAGGACGAGACUUCGUCCCCCGCCCCCAGGACGAGACUUCGUCCCCCCGCCACCAGGACGAGACUUCGUCCCCCCGCCACCAGGACGAGACUUCGUCCCCCGCCCCCAGGAUGAGACUUUGUCCCCCCGCCCCCAGGACGAGACUUCGUCCCCCGCCCCCAGGACGAGACUUCGUCCCCCGCCCCCAGGACGAGACUUCGUCCCCCGCCCCCAGGACGAGACUUCGUCCCCCCGCCCCCAGGACGAGACUUCGUCCCCCGCCCCCAGGACGAGACUUCGUCCCCCGCCCCCAGGACGAGACUUCGUUCCCCCGCCCCCAGGACACGCCCCCAGCCCCGCCCAAAGUCACUAG